This is a messenger RNA of Drosophila elegans, 931 nucleotides long. It is a transcript of the gene Spec2, whose product is annotated as CDC42 small effector protein homolog. The transcript has 3 exons. The record is from RefSeq and is a predicted model, not a curated record. Gene Ontology annotation, biological process: regulation of Rho protein signal transduction. NCBI's taxonomy places the organism in Eukaryota, Metazoa, Arthropoda, Insecta, Diptera, Drosophilidae. Bases 239 to 496 code for a protein of 85 amino acids. Gene Ontology annotation, cellular component: plasma membrane. Gene Ontology annotation, molecular function: small GTPase binding.
AGCUUCUCAUGACGACUGCUGCUGGUUGCGGGCGAGUGCAAGGCGCAUGUUUCUCUCCACGAAAAAAGUAGUGAACCGAAAGACUAAAAAAAAGUUCUAAAAAUAGCCACGGUGCGUAGCCCACGCCCACAGAGUCGUCAACCUGGCUGGGAGUAGCAGCCUCACCAUUGACCGCCCUAACAAGCACUACCAAAAGACUGAAACGCCGACCAGCCAACGAGCAAAGGGAAGAAAGAAGAUGGCCAGCACCGGCGAGAUCUGGUUGCAGUGGUUCUCCUGCUGCUUCCAGCAGCAGCGCUCCCCAUCCCGCCGCCCACACCAACGCCUGCGCAUCGACCGGUCCAUGAUCGGCAAUCCCACCAACUUCGUCCACACGGGCCACAUCGGUUCGGCGGACGUGGAGCUGUCGGCCAACCGCCUCAACGCGAUCUCAACCCAGAUGCAGAGCAAGGGCGGCUACGAGACCAACUCGAUACACUCGCUGCAUGCCUGCUGAUGGAAGCCCACAAUCACCUCGCUACAUCCCCUCCCCUCCCCAAUCCCCGCUAUAAAAUGCAUCUCGUGUAAUUUGGUUUCACCGAAGGGAGCGGAGCAGUAUAAAAACUUUUUACAAUUCUUUGUUGUGGCGUGUUAUCAGGCCAAGAUGGCAAAAACCAAGAGGGCGGGGCCAAAGGUGCACAGUGCUGGAAACCACAGGGGAUUUUGAAUAAAGCACAUUUGAAUUAGGAUCCAGAUGGAAACCAGACGAAUACCCGACAACGGAUUGCAUUCCGACUUAGAUCCGCGGGCCGCAUUGUGUUCCAAGUACAGAAUUUGCGCUUAUUUGCUUUUUGUGAGUAUUAGCUAAAUGAAAAAUCGCAAAAAGAGUGCCAACCGACUAAAACCAAUCAACACUUGAGCCUAAAACUAAAAAUAUAUAUAUAUAACAUUA